This is a messenger RNA of Caenorhabditis elegans, 818 nucleotides long. RefSeq names its product TPR_REGION domain-containing protein. The record is from RefSeq and is marked reviewed. The transcript has 6 exons. Bases 9 to 641 code for a protein of 210 amino acids. NCBI's taxonomy places the organism in Eukaryota, Metazoa, Nematoda, Chromadorea, Rhabditida, Rhabditidae.
GGUUUUGGAUGAACGAUAUGAUGUCUUCAAUGAAUUCUUCUAGCUACUUUGAAAGCUUUUCAGAUUCCACAAUGAACGAACCCAACAAUCGAUUUGUUGGAUCAAGACCAGCGACAUCAGGAUCAUUCAAUAAAGAAGGAACUCCGACAACUCCAAAUCUAUUUUCAUUGUCUAAUUCGGAAGAGCGAAUUUCUCAAUUCACACUGCCAAACUAUGUAGAACAGCCAACUUCAUCGAUAAAUCAACAAACUGGAAGAGUGGUGAAAAAAGCUCAAGGAGAGGUUGACCUGAGUGGAGAAGAGCUUAUGCCAUUUCUAUAUAAAGCUGCUGAAAGGCUCCGAGAGAUGAAGGAUAAACAGACAAAAGCUGAAGGCAUUAAGUUAAGAUUUGGCUCUCUGGCAAAAUUAAUCAGUGAAGAAAAAUUAUCAGAUGAACUUAUAAAAAGUCUGAAUUAUGUAGUUGAUUCUCUUGAAUUUGAGAAAUAUCAAGAAGCGAUGAACUACUAUGAUCAAUUUUGCAAGAAAAUUCCAAAUGAAAUAGCAAAAAGUUGGUAUUGGCUGUCAUCUCUCAAAAUGUUGAUAAAUGAAUUAAAUGUUUCGAGGAGAGGCGGAUCUGCUGGAUCACAUCUUAGGAGCUUAUAGAACAUUUAUUCGUUUGUCUUUUAAAUUUAUGUAAAUAAUGCCAUUUUCCACUAAUUAUUUCCCAAAUUCCUCAACUUGUUGCCGUAUUUAACUUUUAUUUCGAAUAUUUUAGGCCAGAAAGGGUAUUUGUUAUUUCGCAUGGUUUCUCAGAACAAUAAUAAAUGUGAAUCAGGUUUC